GGCGCUCAUUUGAUUUUAAACUGCCAACGGAGACGGAACAAGUGGUCCAUAAAUCUCAUCAGUGAUUCUCAGUUGUGCCACGUCGGAACCCUCGUUUGGGCAAAAACAAUUUUGCCGGAAGAUCAUCUCGAGACAUCAUCAUUUGGGGAAAAUCUCCACCUGAGCGGAAGAAAUUCUUCAUACAUCCUCUCCAGGAGACUGAGUGAAGAGUUGGGAGAAAGCAGCUCUCGUCGAGAGGAAGGCAAAUGCAUGCGGAAUAGUUCUUGUCCCACAAGGCGUCUUAUUGUUAUAUUUCGACAGCAAGGACUCGAGGACGAAGAUGUCUGAGGAAAUCUCCUCGCAAACCCUGCCGCCAAAGGCGCGGAUGAAUCCGCAGGAUUUCAGAAAUCAAGACCUCGUGAGCAGAUUACUGGCAGCCACUCCUCCUUAUCUCUACUCAGCCCCAAUGGCUCCGCACAAUUUUUUCUUCAGCGAAAUGCUUCGCUCCCUUGUGCAGGCGAAGAACAACGAGGCCAACAGACUUCAGCAGGCAACAGCAGCUAAUCACAUGCCAGCUUCUCAUCAUCCCCAUCAUCACGUGGGCAGGAGACCCAGGAAGCGCUCCUGGAGCCACCACAGAAUCCCUUUUGAACACCAAAUCGCAACUCCAGCAAAGGAGUUCGAAGAGAAGAACGAGAAACCCCUGGAAUUAACCACCAAGUCUUUCGAGGCGAAAUUUUCCAAGAGAGAAGAUUCCCCAAUUGAGAAAGUUCCUCGUUUUGAGGAGAAUGAAUCAAGAGGAGGCGGUGAAAAGGUUCAGUCUCCCAUUGAGGCAUCCACUCCACCACCAGUGGAUCAAUCUUCAGCCACUCUGGCUUCUCCAACAGACUUGGUUCUCCCUCCACCACCACCAGUCUGGUAUCCUUCCCUCUAUCCUCCCUAUGGCAUCGAUCCCUUGCACUUCUUCAUUGAUCUUCGCGUGUCUGGACACAUUCGCAGCAAGGAGAACUCAUCUCCAUCCCCGUCAGGCUUCCGCGCAGACAACAAUAAUUCCCAAUUCUUCGAUCUCGAGUCCAAGAAUCGCCAUGGAUCUGCUUUCAGCAUUCCCACGCCAAGGGAAGGGAUGCUCAAAUCUCCAGGAGCCAUCAAUCUCUCUGCCACAGCUCAAGAGGGAGAUGAUAAAGACUCUCUGUCUAAGAAUACGAACUACGUCAUGCAGAAUCUCCCUCGAAUUUACACUCACUUGAAUGCUCACCACAAGAUCCAGGAUGAUCAGGAGAGCUUGCGCCAAGAUUCCGGAGGAGAGGGAGAUGUCAGUGGAUCAGAGAGUGACUUCAAGCGCCCAUCAGAUGAGGACGUCAUCGCCGUGGAUGACAAUGAUAAUUGAAUUGAAUAUUAUUACCCAUGCAAUAAUCUUGCUUGAUGUAAUUCCCUAUCGAAUUUCUAAUAAAUUACAAAUAUCACACUAAUUUUAUUCACCAUUUA
This is a messenger RNA of Phlebotomus argentipes, 1464 nucleotides long. RefSeq lists its product as uncharacterized. Bases 320 to 1366 code for a protein of 348 amino acids. The record is from RefSeq and is a predicted model, not a curated record. The transcript is spliced from 3 exons. NCBI's taxonomy places the organism in Eukaryota, Metazoa, Arthropoda, Insecta, Diptera, Psychodidae.